Messenger RNA from Helicoverpa zea (corn earworm), 2443 nucleotides. RefSeq names its product ovarian-specific serine/threonine-protein kinase Lok (gene Chk2). Gene Ontology annotation, biological process: protein phosphorylation; mitotic DNA damage checkpoint signaling. Gene Ontology annotation, cellular component: nucleus; cytoplasm. The transcript is spliced from 9 exons. Gene Ontology annotation, molecular function: ATP binding; protein serine/threonine kinase activity; protein binding. Lineage: Eukaryota; Metazoa; Arthropoda; Insecta; Lepidoptera; Noctuidae. The coding region runs from base 104 to 1699 and encodes 531 amino acids. The record is from RefSeq and is a predicted model, not a curated record.
AUUAGAUAAAACUUCCUCUCAGCUUGACCGGGCGCUGAAAUUAAAGAAACAAAACUUUUGUGAAACUUUUCUAUGUAAAAUUAGAAUACAUAUAGUAGCAACAAUGGGGGAUGAUCUGCUUCCAGACAGUGCAAACACUCAGACGCAAACUCAAAAUUCCCAAAUCGACUGGAGUCAGCAUAAUACUCCAUCUUUCAUUCCUACGAUUUGGGGAAGACUAUAUUCUACAAAAGUUUCUAUUACUGGGAAACACUGCUGGAAGAGCGCCCAAUACCCUGAAUAUUUUGAUCUCAUACAACCUGAAUUUACUUUGGGAAGGGCCCUGACCUGUACCUUUCCCAUGAGAAAGGAAAUAAUAAAAGAAAAUAUCAUUAGAAAUGUCAGCAAGAAUCAUUUUACCAUUACAAGGGACAUGUCGGAGCCGCUUUGUCCUUCUAUUAUUACUGAUUUAUCAUACAAUGGCACUUUUGUCAAUGGGGAAUUGAUUGGCAAAGGAAAGCGCCGAGUAUUAGAUGACAAAGAUGAGAUAUCAAUCACUCAUCCUGUUGUAAAAAUUUUCAUUUUUAAAGAUUUGCUGAAGAAUGAGCAAGACCAAGUUCCUAAAGAAAUAUCAAAGAAAUAUUAUAUCUCAAGGACAUUGGGUCAGGGUGCCUGUGGCAUUGUAAAACUGAUUUAUGACAAAGUUACUUGUUCAAAAUAUGCUAUGAAAAUAAUUAAAAAGAGCAGACUGACUAAUGGACAUGUAAACCAUUUGAAUGAUCCAGAGAAAAUUAUGAAUGAGAUCAAUAUCAUGAAGGCUGUUAGACAUCCUUGUAUAAUCGCUACUGAAGAAGUUUUUGACUCCCGUGAUGCUGUCUUCAUUGUCCUGGAACUGAUGCAAGGAGGCGAACUGUUUGACAGGAUUACUAAGCAGGGACAUUUGUCUGAACAAUUCACCAAGUUCCUAUUCAGACAAAUGGUGUUAGCCGUCAAGUAUCUCCACUCUCAAGGCAUUACUCACAGAGAUCUGAAGCCUGAGAAUGUACUACUUGAGAGUCAAGACGAUGACACCUUGGUCAAAAUAACUGACUUUGGCCUUAGUAAGUUUGUUGGAGAAGACAGUUUCAUGAAGACUAUGUGUGGAACGCCAUUGUACUUAGCUCCUGAGGUGCUCAGGGCAAACGGACAGAGGAGCUAUGGCCCUGAGGUAGAUGUGUGGAGUCUGGGAGUGAUCUUCUUUGUAUGUUUGGUUGGAUACCUGCCAUUUUCGGCGGAUUACAAAGACAUGACUCUCAAAGAUCAAAUUUUGAGUGGAAGGUACAAGUUCUCGCAGUCACACUGGCGCGGUGUCAGCCUACAGGCCAAGCUCCUGAUGAAGAGAAUGCUCACAGUGCAAGUUGAAAGGAGGAUCACUCUCAAUCAAAUCCUGAACCACUGCUGGAUGCAGGACCAUGAUGUCAUCAUCCGAGUAGAAAAAAUACUCUCACAAAAAGGAAUAAUGACAGGCAUGACUCAAUUAACUGUUUCUUCCUCUUGUGAGGAUGACGAGAAUGGCAACGCUGACACUGUGACGGUCAUAAGGUUGGUAGCAACUGGAAAACGAGCAUUGAGCGAUGACUACAGCUCAUGUGAACCAAUUCCUAAGAAAUUGAGAGUUGGACUCUCUUCUGACAAACAUGACGAAACUACCUCAACAAAUAGUUACAACUCAGAUGACUAGAUUUGUGACAAAUCUUUUAUUAUUUGUUUACUGGUUCUAAUAAUUAUUUUGUCAUAUUUUACACACAAUUAUGAAAAAUAUUGUGACUACAUUCCAAUGAUGGAAGUACAAAUAAUUAGUGACGGGUAUUUCUUCCUUUUAAAUACCAUUCUAUUUUGAAUAAUUGUUAUUGUAAUGAUUAAUUAUUUCUAUAAUUUUGUUCAGCAAGGACAUGUGAUAUUUUUAAUGUUUCUCAAUUUUAAUUAGUACUGUUUUGUUAAGAGUUACUUAAUAUUUUUAUGUUUAGUGUGAAUUGAGCGCACUGAAAAUAUUUGACACAAACAAUUAUAAGAUGUGUCAUUACGCUAGAUGCGAGACAUUUUGUUUUUUAAUUAUAAUGAAUCUAAUCUCAGGUCAAGUUUAUUUUAAUGUAUGCAUGUUAACUAAUUGCAGUGUCAACUAGUUUUUGUAAGUGCCAUAUAAUGCCAGGUGCAAAUAAUUCGUGUUUUAUAAGCAACAUAAUUUUAUACUUAGUUAACAAGUCUGCAAAUGGUUGACUUGUUGUUUGAACAAAUCGGAUUCUAAUGAUUACAAACAAGCUGAUUUUAAUACGUAUGAAUAAUUAUUUUAAUAAGACUAUUGGUAAGCUUUCGAAUUGUCCGCCUUUGAUACCACCGGCUUAGUUUUACAUCAUGUUAAGUCUUGUUGAUUAUUGAAAUGAUAAUUGGUUUUAUUGUCAAUAAAACGAAAGUUAUCGAAAAUAAA